CAGUUCACUCGUUUCGGUAUUCUGGAAUAUUUUGGCAACGUCGCAAUUUCGCUUCUGCUCUAUAUCGGCAAUCGAACUUGCUUUGAUGAUUGUAACCUAUAGGUUAGAAUUAUAACAACAAAACUGUUACGGAGUUUUUCUACAGUUGUUCUACGUUUCUACGUCUUACUUCGACUUGCAUUUUCUGUUACAAUCAUCAAAGCAAGUUCGAUUGCCGAUAUAGAACAGAAGCGAAAUUGCGACGUUGCCAAAAUAUUCCAGAAUACCGAAACGAGUGAACUGACGGCACGACACCGGUAUACCGUGAAGUUAGAGCCUAAAAAGGUACACCGAGGAGUUUACAACACCUUGUAAACCCUAACGUAUACGCUCAAUUGGCCUUACUCUUCAGGGACCGACGAUAUGUGCCGAUAGAGGCCUAGUCUAACCUUUAGAGUUUAAAACAAAAACACCUAAGUACAAAGGUUACACCCGGUUUUCUAGUCACUUAAACUACUUAUAUUAACGUAAAAUCAUUUGAACAUGAGCAUACUUCUGACUACAGAGGAGGGCUGGAUAAUCUCGCAUUUACAUUAUUUAAAUGAUAUUUAUAAGCAUGUGCAGCACGAACAACAAUACAAAACAUUACAGAUUAAGGAAACUUUCUUCAAAAUCACUUCGCCAUAUUUACGCCAGAACCAAAUAGAGAGACUCAAUAAAAUAGAAAGCAACAACUAUUCUUCAUCGAACAGAAAGAGGAAAAUGUUACACAAACUUCCACACAAUAUCUUGGAACAAAAUGAUUUCGUCAAGGAUGCUUCACAAAAGAUUCUCAAAAAAGCUCAGGCUUUGAAGUUGUUUAAAAAGAUAGCUGAAGAUAAUAAUGUAGAAUCAAGGGAAGAGUCUAAAAAAUUCUUUACAACUUUUCCAUGUACAACUUACAAGUUUUAUGGUAGCAAUACAAAAGAAACUCCAAUUAUUGCUGAAUUUCAAAAUGAAAAAUAUGUUUUUCCAGAAUAUAGUGAAUUCUAUUGUUAUGAUAUCAGGCAAAUACAGGAAGUAUUCAGUUUUUCUAAAAACUUUGACUUGAUCCUUCUGGAUCCACCAUGGUGGAAUAAAUCAAUAAGAAGAAAAAGGAAAAAACAUCAUGAAAGCAGCUAUAAUAUGAUGCAUGAUAAAGAACUUACAAAAAUACCUGUUGGAAAUCUUUUAAGUUCAAAAGGAAUUGUUGCAGUUUGGUGUACAAACUCUUCAACUCAUCUCAAUAGUAUUUUGUAUGAAAUAUUUCCUAAUUGGGGUGUAACGUUUAUGGCCAAAUGGUAUUGGCUUAAGAUCACGCAAAAUGGAGAAAUGAUUUGUAAUUUUAACGAAGUACAUGGAAAACAACCCUAUGAACUACUUAUUUUUGGAACGACCGAUACAAAAUUAAUUUUUAAAAUACCUGAUCAAAAAAUUGUCAUAAGUGUUCCAAGCGCUGUUCAUUCUCAUAAACCUCCUUUAACAGAUUUUAAAAUUUGUUGGUUGGAAGAAGAUUUAGAUAAAAUUAAUUUAAUUAUUCGAUGAUAUGACUCGAAUCGCAUGGAUGAGUAUUUAGAAAUAGGUCUAUUUUUUAAAAUCUAUUUACAGUAAUGAAGUAGCAGAUGAAACUUUGGUUUUAAAUUUCCAAACAGUUGAAUAUACCUAUCACUAAAUUCAGUUAUGACAGUUUCAAGUUGUAAAAUAUGCGAAUAUUUUAAAACUGGAGAAGUUACUAAAUGAAUGAUUGAUCUUAAUUGUUUAUAUAAUGUCCAGUAUUUGUUAUCAGGAUUUAUAAUACCUCCGACAAUAAGGCCAAAAUAACGCGAGAAAAAUAAACACUCAGCUGCAGACAUUUUUAACCUUCUAUUAUUUUUUAAAUAAUCUAAAUUUAUAGCAGGUGGUAUAUUGGAGGAUUCAAAACCAAAAUUCAUGCUACGCAGCUUAUAGUUAAUAUAGUCUAAUUUUAAUACUUUAUCUUCAACAAUAAAUUGUAAUAGAAUCUCCG
Molecule: messenger RNA, 2002 nt
Organism: Nasonia vitripennis (jewel wasp)
Lineage: Eukaryota; Metazoa; Arthropoda; Insecta; Hymenoptera; Pteromalidae
Gene: Mettl4
Product: N(6)-adenine-specific DNA methyltransferase METTL4
Exons: 7
Coding region: 523-1542 (339 amino acids)
Cellular component (GO): nucleus; RNA N6-methyladenosine methyltransferase complex
Molecular function (GO): methyltransferase activity
Source: RefSeq, a predicted model, not a curated record